AUGGGAAGAGGGAAAGUUGAGUUGAAGAGGAUAGAGAACAAGAUCAACAGGCAAGUUACUUUUGCAAAGAGAAGGAAUGGUUUGCUUAAGAAGGCUUAUGAGCUUUCUGUGCUUUGUGAUGCUGAGAUUGCUCUUCUCAUUUUCUCUAACCGUGGCAAGCUCUACGAGUUCUGCAGCAGCCCUAGUGGAAUGGCCAAGACGGUUGAGAAGUAUAGAAAACAUAGUUAUGCAACAAUGGAUCCAAAUCAAUCAGCUAAAGACUUGCAGGAGAAGUACCAAGACUACUUGAAUCUCAAAUCAAGAGUUGAGAUCCUUCAACAUUCACAAAGGCAUUUGCUAGGUGAAGAGAUAGCCGGGAUGGGAGUGGAUGAGCUCGAGCAGCUAGAACGUCAAGUAGAUGCAUCACUAAGGCAAAUAAGAUCAACAAAGGCACGGUCAAUGCUUGGUCAACUAUCUGACCUCAAAACAAAGGAGGAAAUGUUAUUGGAAACCAACAGAGAUCUUAAAAGAAAGUUGGAGGAAAGUGAUGCAGCCCUUAAUCAAUCACUAUGGGGAGCUUCUUCUUCUGCAGAACAUUCCCAACAACAACAAGGCACGACUUCUUAUCAUGCAAACCCUCCUAGUCAGGAAGUGGGUUUCUUUAGGCCUUUACAAGGCAACGUAGCAUUUCAGAUGAGUCAUUACAAUCCUGGUGUGACAAAUGCAAGCAACACUGCAACAACAUCACAGAAUGUUGUUAAUGGAUUCUUCCCUGGAUGGAUGGUCUGA
Molecule: messenger RNA, 768 nt
Organism: Eruca vesicaria subsp. sativa (arugula)
Lineage: Eukaryota; Viridiplantae; Streptophyta; Magnoliopsida; Brassicales; Brassicaceae
Source: the annotation of a GenBank genome assembly